AUGGCCAUCUUCGGACUCUGGGUCAUCAACAAGGCGGGCGGCUUGGUGUAUGAGCGAAGCUUCGGAGAUGGCCUUCCGCACCUGACGUCGAACGAAUACCUCGUCUUGGCUGGAACUCUACACGGAAUACACGCCAUUACGAGUCGCCUUUCGCCGACCGGAUCAAGCUCUGGAGCGCAUGUCAUCUCCGGCGAGUCGUUCAAAAUGAACAUCCUCCUGACCGCGACCGGCACGAAGUUUGUCCUCCUCACAUCACUCGUCGAGCCCACCGCAGACUCUGUGCUGCAAAAGGUGUAUGAGAUCUACGCGGACGCAGUCAUGAAGAACCCCUUCCAUACUCCCGAAAUGCCGAUCCGAAGCGAAGGCUUUGACACUCGCAUAACUGCUCUCCUGGGAUGA
This is a messenger RNA of Trametes versicolor FP-101664 SS1, 399 nucleotides long. Its product is annotated as Sybindin-like protein. Lineage: Eukaryota; Fungi; Basidiomycota; Agaricomycetes; Polyporales; Polyporaceae. Gene Ontology annotation, cellular component: TRAPP complex. Gene Ontology annotation, biological process: endoplasmic reticulum to Golgi vesicle-mediated transport. The transcript has 4 exons. The coding region runs from base 1 to 399 and encodes 132 amino acids. The record is from RefSeq and is a predicted model, not a curated record.